This is a messenger RNA of Poecilia latipinna (sailfin molly), 1141 nucleotides long. RefSeq names its product homeobox protein NOBOX-like. The coding region runs from base 20 to 988 and encodes 322 amino acids. The transcript is spliced from 3 exons. Gene Ontology annotation, biological process: regulation of transcription by RNA polymerase II. The record is from RefSeq and is a predicted model, not a curated record. Gene Ontology annotation, molecular function: DNA-binding transcription factor activity, RNA polymerase II-specific; RNA polymerase II cis-regulatory region sequence-specific DNA binding. NCBI's taxonomy places the organism in Eukaryota, Metazoa, Chordata, Actinopteri, Cyprinodontiformes, Poeciliidae.
UCAGAGCACAGGGAGAGAAAUGAGCUCGGGGAAUUUGCAAGAGUAUCAUCACCCCCGUCCCAUGCACAGCCCUCCCCCCCUGCGUCGAGCCAGCCUCCCUCUUCUUCCUCCUGUGUUCAACUCUGUCACACUGACUCAGUCUCUGCUCAACACCCCAGCCCAAACCCCACCUCUGUUUCUCGACGCUCUGGAGAGCGGUGCCUCGUUGGCUCAUUACGACACCCAGUCUCACCAGAAUGAUACCAGCUCACUCUUUGACUUUGCGGAGAAGCUGAGCCAGCAGAGCAGCUCGUUGUCUUAUCAGCUUCAAAACUCCUUUCCAACCAGCCAGCAUCAGCCUCAAACAUCUGUACCCCACAUGGCCUACCUUACUCCAUCGCCCUACCUCACCCCCAACCCUCCAGACUCCAACCCUACCUCCUACCUGACGUUUGCACCUGGAGGAAGCUCGGCUGGACUGGUCACGUACUCAACAGGUGGUCACACCUACUUUCAGUCCCAGAGGACCGGACAGAUCCUGCUGCAGCCAGCCGGCCACCAUGGUGGGGUGGCAUCGUACCAGUCGUAUCCGUGGAGUAACUUGUACAGUCAGCCAGGUGUCCACCAGCGCACCCAGUGUCCCUCCACCUACUCGGCCAGCUUGGGAUCCGUUCGAGACCACCAGACCCCCUCUACCUCCAGCCUGCCUGUCCAUCCUGGCUUUCAGGUGGGGGAGCUUAACCCUUCACAUACAAACUUGCAGCAAGCAGCAGAGACCCAGUCACACGUUCCCGCUGGCACCGCCAUCCUCCCACCAGUGUCCACUCUGCGACCCUCCUGUCUCAGAGCUGAGAUUACUCCGACCAGUUCUUCAUCGCUGCUUCCCUCUCAGGUCAACUCCACGUCUCCUCAAAGCCCUACAUCACCCUCUUGUGUUAAAUUGGAGUAUGACAGCCCUCGAGAGAUUCACAGUCACUUCCACUGUGAUUUCUCCCCAAUACAGUUUUGAAUCUGUGUUUGAGUUUGCCUUGUGUGUAAAUAGUGUAACAUUUUUGUAUAUUUUGUAUUAUUAAUAUAUCUUCUGAGUGGAAAUGUUUGUAUCUUAAUACUCCGAUGGGCUGUGAAAAAGCUCAGCUCCAAUAAAUGCAAAUGGAAAGGUUCA